GAUCCAGCUAAUUCCAGCUUCAGGAAAUGUACAAGUAAAGGACUAGUUGUGUUUGUGGUCAUGGCUUUGAUCAUCAUUGCUUUAGCAGCAGCUUUGGGAGUGGAAAAAUCUAAGCAGCCUCAUCCUUGCCCCGCUGCUGCCUGCUGGUGCCCAGACGGCUGGUUCAGGAACCAAGGGAAAUACUACUAUUUUUCUAAGGCUGAAGGGAAUUGGACCUACAGCCAGAGCUUCUGCUCUUCGCACGCUGCCUCCCUGGCUGUGAUUGAGAGUCUGCAGGAGCUGGGUUCCCUGCUGCCCUACAAAGGCAAACUGGACCACUGGAUCGGCCUCCGGAAGGACACGGGCCAGGUCUGGAAAUGGGCCAACGGGACCAAGUUUGACAAUCGGUUUGAAAUACAAGGCGAAGCCGACUGUGCGUACCUGGAUGAAGAACUCUCAGUCAUCAGCUCCAGCUGCAGCGCAUCAAGAAAAUGGAUCUGCAGUAAAUCUGAUACCCCUAUGAAGGAAGAGGAGCGUGUAGUGGGAGGGGACUCGUGA
This is a messenger RNA of Terrapene triunguis (Three-toed box turtle), 537 nucleotides long. Its product is annotated as C-type lectin domain family 2 member D-like. Lineage: Eukaryota; Metazoa; Chordata; Testudines; Emydidae. The record is from RefSeq and is a predicted model, not a curated record. Bases 61 to 537 code for a protein of 158 amino acids. The transcript has 4 exons.